Molecule: messenger RNA, 1724 nt
Organism: Seminavis robusta
Lineage: Eukaryota; Bacillariophyta; Bacillariophyceae; Naviculales; Naviculaceae
Source: the annotation of a GenBank genome assembly
AACAGGAUGGAAGUCCUUUCCGCAAGUAAGUUUGCCACUGUCGUGGAGGUCCGUGUAAGACUAUCAGAUCAUUCUUGGCAAAGAUGAUUCCGGCGGUAGGCUUUGUUGUGUUUCUGCUUUCUAUUCUAGCUCCCUUGAGUUUGGCAAUAGGGUCGGUUAACCAGCACGAUGAUCUGAAUUUGUCCCAUGUGGAACGAUCGCUAGUGGGAGAAGCAACCAUAGAGGGUUACGUGCUUGGCAACAAUGGGCAACCCGAAAGCGUAUACCCCUUGCCACUGUGUGCCGGAGAUUGCGACGAUGAUGAAGACUGCGGUGAUGGCUUGAUUUGUUAUGAUCGUGGUCCUCUCGAUGCCAUCCCUGGCUGUUUGGGUGGAGAAGAAGAUUCAUCUCGAACCGAUUACUGCAUUCUUGAUCCCAGUCAAGAAAGUCAAAGUCCAACCACGUCCAUGAGUCCCUCCGUUUCCCCGUCCACUGCACCGUCUCGCUACAGUGCUCCCAGUUCGUCUCCCUCAAAAUCCUCAGAACCAUCGCAACCUCCCACAAAAAUUCCGAGCGCGCAACCCACAAUUUCUCUAGCACCCACCAAGUCUUUACAACCAUCUUCCAGGCCUUCUUCCCGUCCUUCCGAACAACCCUCUCUGCGUCCCACUUCCCCUCCUACCGGGGCACCUACGAACUACCGCGGUCCGUUUCAGCUCAAACUCUUCUGGCAUCAAAGAUCCUGCUGGCAAGAAGAUUGCAACAAUGAGUCCCACUGGUGCAUGCAAUGCGAAGGAUACAGGUGCAAUGUCGGUGAUAUCUUGUGGGUGGAACCAUGCCGUUUCGACAAACCACCCAUGCAACUCUUUGAAUGGCUACCCGUGCCAGCGAAUGUCUAUCCCAAUCCCUCCUUGAGGGCUACCGAAGUCUUUGGGCAGUUGCAAUCUGCCGAAUGGGACCAGGACAUCAAAGGAUACCUGUGUCUGGAAAAAGUUGGUGAUCGUCGCUAUACACUUCAAGAAUGCAGCGUUCAAAGCUACAAGCAAUGGUUUACUGGAUUUGAUCCCAACAAUGCCUUUGAACUCUACAACCCGCCCAACAAUCUGCCCACCACCACGGUAAAAAAAGACCAUUGUCUCACCAUGCCCCAUCAUCCCCGUCAAUUUGAAGGCAUUUAUCAUACCGAUUGCGAGGAAACACGGGGAGAUCGCACCAAUCGUUGGAUUGCCGUCUACGAACAAAACACGCCGCAAAUUUUUCGAAGCGAGUUGGAUACGGACUUUCGGCCCAAUCGGUACUAUCGCAUUGGAGAACGACGUAGCAAUCCCAGUUGCAAAGAUGUCACACCCUGUGGACUCUGCCAGGGACAUUGCUAUACCGAUGAUGAUUGCGAAGGAUCUUUGAAAUGUUUUCAGCGCAAUCGAUGGAAUAAAUGGGAAACACCCCCGGGCUGUUUUGGAGAUGGAGUGCCGGGAAUGGACUACUGCUAUGCAAAACCGGGCACCUAGAAGGACGUCGAGCACUCAACUAUCGAAUCGAAUCUAUUUGGGUUGUGUAUGAAACAACCUCUGGAAAAACAGAAUCCACAUGUCUCCUGGACGUACGCACGCACGCACACACACGGGGAGCAACCUAUGAUGAGCACAAUGGAAAUCAGGUAUGCGCAGUAGUAUUUACUAAAAAAAGCUUCCAAUCCGGAGCAAUGACAGCCAUAACUUAAUAAUAAUAGUUGCAUGUUGUAUGAU